CUAAAAAAAAAUCUCACCUUUAUGAGAAAUCUAGAAGAAAGCCCUAGAAACUGAUCUGAUCUAACGCCAAGAUCGCCGAUUGCCCGGACCGGCUAGACCACCACAGACCCCGACCCAUCUAAGGUUUAGUUAGUUUGAUUCAGCGACCACAAACCCCUGAUCGAAAGGGAGUGGCGGCUAAUUGAGGAGAUGAAUGGUUUCAAGUGAAGUUCUUAGCUGGGAAGUAAACUUUAUCUAGCGACUAUGAUUCUUAAGAACAAGGGUUAUUGGAAUGCCGCAGUUACUGAAGGGUUUGUCAGACUAUCUCGAUUAUACAGUUCGAAUUCGAAGAUCGAUUUCAAGAAAUUGAAGCCAAUGAUUUUAAAGAGAAUCAAUGAUAGAUCCAAGGAUUAUCCAGUCAAAGCCAUGAUUCCAUUAGCACGUGAAGUUCUUGAAGCCAGGGCUCUUCUCAUUCAAGGCGUUUCCAUCCUUAUGCAAGUCAUCCCUGUUUGGGCCUGCAAGUUCUGUCCGGAAGUGCAUGUCGGUCCACAAGGACAUUCGAUUAAGACUUGCUGGGGAUGUAGGCACCGAGCCAAAAACCAAGUCCACGAAUGGAUUCCAAGCAAACUCAACGAUAUAAUUGUCCCUGUCGAAACAUAUCACCUUCAAAACAUGUCCCAAGACAUAAUCAGACAUGAUCAAAGAUUUGACUUUGAUCGUAUUCCUGCAAUUGCCGAGUUAUGUUGGCAGGCAGGUGUUAGUCUAGACGAUGAAACUCUAAAGGGUAAAGAUGUUGAAAUUAUUGACACUUCUGCGGACUCUCUAUCGAAAUCCAAAGUUUGGGAGAUAGCGAAUGGAACGUUGAAUGCUUGGGAGGUUCUUCGAACUGGAGUACAAAAGUUGUUGAUGGUUUAUCCUGCGAGAGUUUGUAGCCACUGUUCCGAGGUGCACGUGGGGCCUUCGGGGCAUAAAGCUCGGAUGUGUGGAGUGUUUGCGUACGAGAGUUGGCGUGGGCCCCACUUUUGGAAGAGGGCAGUGGUUGACGAUUUGGUGCCUCCUAAGAUUUCGUGGAGCAGACGCGAUCACGAUCCUCCUGUUCUCUUGGAUGAAAGAAGGGAUUUUUAUGGGCAUGCUCCUGUGGUGGUGGAUAUUUGCUCGAAAGCUGGUAUUCAUUUGCCUAAAAAGUACUUUUGUAUGAUGAAAGUUCGAGGCGUGUCUGUACCAUUUCAAUCGUAGUCACAGGUGUUCUUAGUUUUUUCUUCUUUUUUUAAUGUUAUUUACACACCAAUUGAAUUAUUUUCAGAAGAAACAACGAUUGAUUUUUUACUUCAAAAGUCAUCUUGUGUCUUUUGUUUCAUAAUGAUCCCCAUUAUAUGAUGAUAUGAGUAUGAUUCUUGUGUCUUUUGCUUCA
Impatiens glandulifera is the source of this 1390-nucleotide messenger RNA. Its product is annotated as APO protein 4, mitochondrial. The transcript has 2 exons. Lineage: Eukaryota; Viridiplantae; Streptophyta; Magnoliopsida; Ericales; Balsaminaceae. Bases 244 to 1215 code for a protein of 323 amino acids. Gene Ontology annotation, molecular function: RNA binding. The record is from RefSeq and is a predicted model, not a curated record.